GUAAAAUCCAGAUGUCCCCUAUCAAUCCCCUGGGAAGUUGAAGGGAAUCAAGGGAUACGUAUCCCUAAAUUGCCAGGGCUCCCAGACCACCGGACAAGCCCAUCCAUCCUAUUUGCGAUGUCGUAACACGAAGACAACACCACCAACACCACUGCUAUCUGUGCUUUUUUAUCUCAUCUCAACCAAAUUUCCAUCUUCACGUUUCCUUGCUUGUGCACUACCAUAAUAAAUCAACACCUUUUACCUUUUCUACAUAGUAAUUCAUCCCCAUAGCCAAGGCUUUUUUACAUUACAUUAUUGUUCGGAUAAAUAUUACUGCCGCGGUUGAUCCUCUUUUUAUUGACCAUAUCCUAUUCUCAUUUCUCGUUAGGUAUCUGGGUCUUUCCCUGUCGAAGAACCGAACGAGAGUAAACCUUGCGACUGCAUUCCAAUAUUACAUCGGCGCCUUAGUAAUUGCUAUAGUAGUAGCAGUUUGCGAUAUCGCAUCCUCCGCAUAUCUUCCAUCUUCCUUACGUCCAACAAGAAAACCUGGGAGGUAUAUCGCCAAAAUGUCCCUCGAAAUCGAUCCUCAGGAGCUGGGCUUCCAUCGCCCCUUUACUUCCGAGGUCUCGGAAGUGCUACGGAUUAGAAACUCCAACACUCACCCUGUAGCCUUCAAGGUGAAAACCACCGCACCAAAGCAGUACUGCGUCAGGCCAAACGCGGGUCGAAUUGAGCCAGGAAAGGAGGUUGAAGUUUCAGUUAUCCUUCAAGCCAUGAAGCAAGAACCUCCCCCGGAUACGAAGUGCCGAGAUAAAUUCCUAGUUCAGUCUAUCCCGAUCACGGGAGACAUGGAAUUUUCCAACUUAACAACUAUCUGGGCCGGUGCCGAGAAGUCAGCAGUACUGGAGAAGAAGAUUCGCGUCAUUUUUAUGCCUCCUCACGGAGCUCCCGGAGCUUCCCACCUCGAGACACCUAACAAGCCAACAACCAAUGGCAGCAAUGCUACCCCGGAAGUUCCCCCUCCUGCCUACUCCUCCCCUGCCGAUUUCUCGGCCGGUGCUGCCGAAUCUCAGCCGGCGGAAAAUAAGGACAUCACCCGUGAGCGAACUACAUCUGCCGCAACUGCAGCAGCUGUUGCGACUACUCAGCACAGCGACCCAAGCCCCGAUGAACUUAAGCAACAACUUCUCCAGGCUGAAAGAAUGAUCGCGCAGCUGAAGCAGGACCAAGAAGGGUUACGGCAGCGAAAAGCAACGAGUACGGAUAAUAAGACGGGCCCUAAGCCUGCCGAACUCAGUGAGACAGUACGAGCCGGCACUGAAGGCGUGCCAGUCAAGCUUGCGGCGAUUCUAUGCUUCCUGAGCUUUAUGCUCGCAUAUCUCUUCUUUUAAGUUGCGAUAAGGAUAUAUUUCGUGGAUUUUUGCUAAAACAUGGGCGGAGGAGUGCCAGUGACGGUUGUUGCAGUGUUAGUAGGGGAAAUUAAACUCAUCUUCUGAAAGAUGAUGGUACCUGCAUAAGAAGGAGGAGGAAGUCUAUACCUGCCUACCUCGUUGAGGAAUUAGUAAUAGGAGGCGAUGACAUGGAAAUCUAGUAGUCCCUACGUGGGAUUGCUGAUUGUGAAUUGGCAGUAAGAAGCUGAGACGAAGGGAUCUAAGCUGGUUUGACACCUUCGUUUUGGCAGGCGGGCACACACACAUCAUCAUCAUCAUCAUCAUCACCAUCAGUACUGUACUUUAAACAUGUAUUCCCCUUUGUUUUCGGUUGAUUCUUAAGCUACGAGC
Messenger RNA from Hypoxylon fragiforme, 1763 nucleotides. Its product is annotated as VAMP-associated protein. Gene Ontology annotation, biological process: endoplasmic reticulum membrane organization. Gene Ontology annotation, molecular function: FFAT motif binding. The transcript has 7 exons. The coding region runs from base 549 to 1373 and encodes 274 amino acids. Gene Ontology annotation, cellular component: endoplasmic reticulum membrane; plasma membrane. The record is from RefSeq and is a predicted model, not a curated record. NCBI's taxonomy places the organism in Eukaryota, Fungi, Ascomycota, Sordariomycetes, Xylariales, Hypoxylaceae.